This is a messenger RNA of Macrobrachium nipponense, 2610 nucleotides long. RefSeq names its product proclotting enzyme-like. The transcript is spliced from 12 exons. NCBI's taxonomy places the organism in Eukaryota, Metazoa, Arthropoda, Malacostraca, Decapoda, Palaemonidae. The coding region runs from base 160 to 1695 and encodes 511 amino acids. The record is from RefSeq and is a predicted model, not a curated record. Gene Ontology annotation, biological process: proteolysis. Gene Ontology annotation, molecular function: serine-type endopeptidase activity.
GGCAAAGGGUCCGCGAGAUCGGCAUUGAAGUCUCCAUCAUUUUUGGUGCUCUGUUCGUCGUCGGUGGAAGGCAGCCGGAUCGCUGUGAUAUUAUUUUGUUUACGAGAAAAGCCUAAAUGAUCUGACUGUCUUGAUCGGGGAUAUAGCAAAUAGCCUACGAUGAAGCCCACGGUGUUUCUGCUGACGCUGCUGGCAGCCUACGUGUGCCUGUGCAGCUGCGAGGAGGCUGCCAAGGAAGAAGAUGAAGUAUUACACCGGGAGAAGAGACAAGCUUUCGGAUUUCCUGGGUUCUCGUUCAACCCAGCAGCAGGUGGUUUUCAAGGGGGAUUCCGAAAUCCUUUCGGUGGUGGUAACAUUAACUUCAAUGUUGCCAACCCCUUCGCAGCGCAGCAGCAGUUCCAGCAAGGAGCUGGCGGCUUCAAUCCAGGAGCUGGAGGCUUCACUCCCGGAGGAGGUUUCAAUCCAGGUGGCGGUGUUGCAAUUAACCAAAGCCCCAAUUGCAACAGCAGAAGGAACAGACACAGGCCUGAAUGUCAAGGUGGCGGUGGUGGGGGAGGUCAAGGAGCGACCAAUGCCUUUGCCCAGAUCCCUUGGUUAAGCCAGCUGACACGAGAUGGUCAGAAUCUCUUGAUCCCCAAUUUGCCAAAGACACCUGCCUCUGCUGCUCAAAACAGAUUCUUCUUACUGGGAACAGGACAGCCAGAUGAACCAUUCCAGCAGUGUGUAACUCCUAAAUUCGAAGCUGGACAUUGUCGUUACCUUCAGCACUGCAUUUUGCCUGAAUUUUCCAACAGCUUUGCCAACUUCUUGAGAUAUGUCUGUUUCAUUAAUGGAAGAUACGUUGGUGUGUGUUGCCCGGAUAGUAGAAACCCAGGUGGAAUUACCCCAGCUCCUCCACCACCUCCCACACCACCCCCAACUCCAAGACCAACUACACCAGCUGCUGAUGCCAGAGGUUGUGGACUCAUUGCCAAGAGGCCACCUACUCGCAUCGUUGGAGGCCAGCCUGCUGAUCCUCAAGAAUGGCCUUGGAUGGCUGCCCUGCUCAGAAACGGAGCUACCCAGUACUGUGGUGGCGCCCUGAUUACUGAUCGCCACAUCCUCACAGCAGCUCAUUGCGUUGACGGAUUUGACCAAGCCACCAUCAAGGUCCGCCUUGGAGAGUACACUUUCGGUCAGACUGGUGACGCCAGGCAUGUAGACUUCAACGUAGCUGCCAUCAGAAUGCACGAGUCCUAUGACAGAAACACUUACAUCAACGACAUCGCUAUCAUGACCUUGGACAGGACCACUGAUUUCAAUGCUGAUAUUUGGCCUGUGUGCUUGCCUGAUGGUGAUGAGUCUUACGUGGGACAAAUAGCAACAGUCACAGGUUGGGGAACUAUUUACUAUGGCGGCCCAGUAGCGACAACUCUGCAGGAAGUAACUGUCCCCAUUUGGACCAAUGCCGACUGUGAUGCUGCCUACUCCCAGGACAUCAUUGAUAACCAGCUGUGUGCUGGAGUUCGUGAAGGAGGAAAGGAUUCAUGUCAGGGUGACAGCGGCGGUCCUCUGCUCUUGCGCCAAGGAAACGAGAACAGAUGGGCCGUUAUAGGGGUCGUCUCGUGGGGCAUUCGCUGCGCCGAGCCUGAAAACCCAGGAGUUUAUACCAGAGUUUCGAAAUACAAGACCUGGAUCAGGAAUAAUGCUGUUUAAAUAUAUUCUGUUCUUCUUCUUCUUCUUCUUCUACUCCUCCUUCUUUGCCUUCUACUUAUUGUCAAGUUAGAAACUGGAGCGUGACGAGGCUUUGAGAACGAUUUAAUUUAUGAUUUUUUUUUUUAACUACCAGAUGAAAGGGUGCUGUCAUUUUAUGAGUGAUAUGCUUCAAAGUAUACGUGACCAUUGUUCAUAAUAUCUCUGCAGAGAUGAUAUUUGCGUUCACGGGCGUAACCGAGAGGGAUUUCUAUCUGUUUUAACGACGAUUACCAAUCAGCACAUUCGAGUUUAUUUAAGUUCUAGUGGUUUUUAUGAGUGCCCCGUUUUCUCAACUCCAGUUCCUCCCAAAUACUCAAGUGAUGCGUUGUUCAUCGGUUGUAGCAAAUCAUCAUUAACAACACUUGUAAAUCAGUUCAUUCUGAUGUCUGUGUUAAGAAGAGGGCAUUUUGGACUAAAUGUUGAAACAUGCCGUAUCUUUUGUUUUCUUCUAAACAGAAUGUUUGCACGAGCACAUGGGAAAGUAAUCCUCGCCACUGGGUUUUUAGUUAAUGCACGAAGAAAAUCUUUCUUUUGCCAGAUAAUUAUUAUUGAGACACGAGGUCUUUGUUUUAUACUUCCUUUGCAAAGCCAGUACAACUCCACAUCUCUACUUUAGAGAGUUGUAAUAAACGACAGAAUCACUUUUUUUUUAAACCUAAAGUUACUCUCGAGGAACACGUAAGCAAGUCUAUUUUCCCGAACAGAGAGGUUCUGAGUUUUAAAUUCACUCCUGUAUAAAAGAAAAUUACCUGUAUAUGGCACACGUAUACAACAGGGAAGCCGGGAAAAUUGUACAGCAUGAACACUUACACUUCUUGUUGAAACAUUAUGUGAAAGUUUUCGUACGGAUUAUUAUAAUAAAGAUUUUACAAAUUA